Messenger RNA from Asparagus officinalis (garden asparagus), 1654 nucleotides. Its product is annotated as transcription factor bHLH18-like. The record is from RefSeq and is a predicted model, not a curated record. Bases 590 to 1489 code for a protein of 299 amino acids. The transcript is spliced from 5 exons. NCBI's taxonomy places the organism in Eukaryota, Viridiplantae, Streptophyta, Magnoliopsida, Asparagales, Asparagaceae. Gene Ontology annotation, molecular function: protein dimerization activity.
CUUGUUGUGCUGCCGAAGUGCUGCCGAAAUUUUCCGCUGCGCGCAACAAAGAGUGUGGUUCAUGGUGUACCCCUGGUGGGACUCUAACCCUAAAGUCAAUUCAGACACCUCCGCGAAGAUCCGGUUGAAAACCAAAAUAAUAAAAUAUCUGACACUGCAUCAUACUCUACUAAACACAUGCAUCACCACUUGUGGUAGGUGAAUUAUUUAUCGAUAUAUGUCUUCGCCUCCAAUACUGGUGGCGGAUCAGUUAUAUAUCCAUAUAUGUUAAUAAUAUAAUAUUAUAAUACUGACAACUGCGACGAACAACAAUAAUGAUUUGAUAAUGACUCGUGUCGACAAAUUAACGCCAAAAUCAUCAUAACUCUCCUAUAUAUUAAUAUACAGAAUAGGGGCUGAUCUUGCUCCCAAGGGAAGAGCACUAGCUAUAGGGUUGUGUUCAAAAGUGAGCUCUCUUAUUCCACUCUAUUUACAUUUCUCUUGGUUUGCUAAAUUUUACUGAAUUAUUGUUUCAUACUAACUACAUUUUACCGAUUGAGCUCAGGGAUUAAUUUGCCUUAUUGCCAAAUCCUUCACCACCAUUUCCUCCAUGGAAUUAUCAGCAGCUGAUUUGUUUACAAACCCAGAGAUAGAGGACCUCAAUUUCGUUGAUGAAUGGGAGUUAAGCUCUCUGGACCAAGAUUUCUCUUUAACAAACAUAUGGGAUUGUUUCCGAGAAACACUAUCCUCAGAGAGUUACAACUCCUGUUCCCCUUGCUUUGAGGCUCCCUUGACUCCUGCCAACAUUGGGGAGCCUACAGAGAAAUUUCCUGAGCCUGAUAAGAACUGGAGCUUUUCUUCUACAAACACGGGCAUUCUGUCUUUUGGACAUCCGUGUUCAGAUGAAAGAUUGAAGACAGUGGAAGUUGUGAUCAAGGAGUCAAAGAAUGCAAAAGUGAAGCGGAGUGCGACUGGUAAUCAAGAGCAUGUAAUUGCCGAGAGGAAGAGGAGGGAGAAGAUAUCCGAGCAUUUGUUUACAUUGCACAAAAUUAUUCCUGGCACAAAGAGGAGAGACAAGGCCUCUAUUCUCAAGGAUACAAUUGAUUACAUGAAAGAAAUGGCACAGAAGCUCAAGACCCUUGAAGAGCAGGCAACGAAAGAAACAGUGAAGUCUGUAUCUGUAUCAUGUAAAAAAUCCCAGCCCUCCGGCAUCAGUGAUGAGGAAAGUGGCGAUAACCCUCCCUCAGCUGAUACCCAAUUCAAUAUCGAGGCAAAAAUAUCAGCGAAGAUCGUCCUUAUCAAGAUUCAUUGCAAGAAUCAACGAGGAAUGCUGCUCAAGGCACUCGGUGAGAUUGAAAAAUCUCAUCUUAGUGUCAUCAGCGCGAGUUCCCUACCCUUCUCAGAUCAGUUUCUUGAUAUAACUGUAACAGCUCAGGUUGAAGAGGGGUUCUCAAUGACAGUGAAGGAUCUUCUAAAGAAGCUAAACACAGCUUUCAGAAUGUUCAUGUGAAGAGAUCGAGACAUUUCCUAGCUAAUUUUUUUAGUUGUAUAAUUUCAAUGCUUAAGGGAGUGAUUGCUUGUAUGAAAGUGAAAUAAACUUUGAACACUUUUCGUAUUUAUUUUAUCAAAACUGAUCAUGUAAAAUAAAUGCAAAAAGUGAUUCAUAUUUGUUGUA